Ceratina calcarata is the source of this 5018-nucleotide messenger RNA. RefSeq names its product membrane-associated guanylate kinase, WW and PDZ domain-containing protein 1. The coding region runs from base 298 to 3324 and encodes 1008 amino acids. The record is from RefSeq and is a predicted model, not a curated record. Gene Ontology annotation, cellular component: cytoplasm. Gene Ontology annotation, molecular function: protein binding. The transcript has 10 exons. NCBI's taxonomy places the organism in Eukaryota, Metazoa, Arthropoda, Insecta, Hymenoptera, Apidae. Gene Ontology annotation, biological process: signal transduction.
UUGCGAUGCCUUACGUUUGCCGACUUGUGGACUUGCGGUUGCGUGCGUGCGGUGCGGCAGAGUGCAGGGCGCAGUGUACAGUGUUGUGUGUUGUGUGUGAUGUAGUUGUCUGACGGGCGCGAGUACGUUUCAUUCUAUUAUCAUUCCGAAAUGAUAAGCGUUUCUGCGGUCCCGAAGUGAUUCAGUGUCGAAAUAUUUCAGCCUGUUUUCUUACGGCUAACUCACGAUGGUUGAAUCAAUCGGGAAGCGUAUCGAGGAAAGUCAACGGUAUUAAGGUGGUGCUAGAGGAAUUGUAAAAUGGCUACAAAAACAGAAGAUACAUCCAUUGAUAAUACCAAUGAUGGAGAAAGCAUGGAUAAAGAAGUUUUAGCAAUUAGUGGAAAGGAUGAAACUGGUCAUCGCGUACCACCUACAUAUUUAUACAAUUCAGGUUCUGAACAAAAUACAGGAAUCAAUCAAGAUCAAAGUAACAGGAAUCGUACUCAAGCUUCAGAAGAUCAGUUGGGACCUUUACCAUCAAAUUGGGAGAAGGCUUAUACAGAGACUGGAGAAGUUUAUUUUAUAGAUCACAAUACAGGCACUUCUCAUUGGUUAGAUCCACGUUUAUCUAAGUUCCAAAAAAGAUCUCUUGAAGAAUGUCUGGAUGACGAAUUACCUUAUGGUUGGGAGAAAAUAGACGAUACCCUUUAUGGUACAUAUUUUAUUGAUCAUGUGAAUCGUAGAACUCAAUAUGAAAAUCCAGUGUUGCAAGCUAAACGAGCUCAGCAAAGUUUAGGAGAAAGAAAGAGCCCUAAUUUCACCAGAAACCCUGAUAAAUUAAAAGGGCAUAGGAUAAGAACUACUUUAAUAAAGAGCUCACGAGGAUUGGGAUUUACUAUUGUUGGCGGAGAUGAUUCUGUAGAAGAAUUUCUGCAAAUCAAAAGUGUGGUUCCAAAUGGACCAGCAUGGUUGGAUGGAAAAUUGCAAACUGGAGAUGUCUUGGUAUAUGUGAAUGACACAUGUGUCUUAGGUUUUACACAUAAUGAAAUGGUAAAUGUUUUCAAAUCAAUCGGCAGUGGAGAAACUGUGACAUUGGAAGUGUGUCGCGGUUAUCCUUUACCAUUUGACCCGAAUGAUCCAAACACAGAAGUUGUUACUACUAUUGCAGUCAAUGCACCAGAUAUUUCAACAGAAGAUCCCAGAAUGUACAUGGAUAUGGACCCGACUUUGCAAAACAAUGAACGCUUCAACUUUUUGGAUUCUACAUUUUUACCAGUACACAACCUCCAAAAUGGUGAAAAUCUUGCCACGACAUCGGUUAAUUCAAUGCCAGAUCUAUGCAUUUCGGAUAAGAUUAAUACGAUCAAAAGACCUAGUAGUACAGAUAUUUUGUUAUCCGAGAGCAGUGAUUUAAAUGACUGCAAAGACUCUUCAAUGUCUUCCAAACCGGAAUUUCUUAGCAUCGCGAUUGUAAAGGGUACUAUGGGAUUUGGAUUUACUAUAGCUGAUUCUGCUCAUGGUCAAAAAGUGAAAAAGAUCUUAGAUCGGCUACGUUGCAAGAAUUUAAUGGAGGGUGAUAUUUUGGUCAAUAUAAAUGAUAUCAAUGUGAGGAACAUGUGUCAUUCCGAAGUAGUACAAGUUUUAAAAGAUUGCCCUCGUAAUGAAGAAGCACUGAUACACGUGCAAAGAGCAGUGCCCAAACCAAAUGAAAAGAAGGAGAAAAAUUCUCAGGACUUUUUUAGAAGUAAAACGCCGACGGCUGAUAUUUAUAGCACUCAAACAAAGACUGUUGUGCCGAGUCGACCGAAAACUCCGCUUAUCGAUACUAGGAAUCGGCCAAAGUCCCCUCCCGGUGCGAUUAGAUCAAAUUGGAACGAACAAAGUGAGACCGAAUUAAAUCCACUCGAUAAUCGAUACAAAUAUUCAGAAUACCCACAUGGUAUGUAUUACAACGAUCCGUAUAAGGCGAACAUUGCAAACUUGUCUGAGAACUUUAUGACGAUGACAAAUUUAGACGACGAUCCUAUAAGGAGUAGUGCAAAAAGAGAUUGGGUUACAAAUGAUAAAUUAAAUAUAAAUAACGAUACGUACUCUAUCGAUAUACCUCACCAUGACAACAUGUUAAAGCAAAAUGGAUGUUUACAUUCAGAUUACUAUAAAGAUUUAUAUGCAUCUCAAUCUCAUUCUCAAUACAGUGAACAAGAUUAUAAUGUGUAUUCUAUUGGUCAAGAACAAAAUGUUGAUACUGGUGAAAUAUGGGAUAAACGAAAAGAAACCACUAGUUUCGAACAUGAGCAACCACAUUCCAGUUCGAUAACGAGGUAUCCGCAAUACAGCAACGAGUUAAUAUGCCCAAUAGUGCCUGAUAUAGAAUGGAUAGAAACGUUGGUAACUUUAGUAAGACAAGACACAGGAUUUGGAUUUAGAAUAGUUGGUGGUACCGAAGAAGGAUCUCAACAGGUUUCUGUUGGACAUAUAGUACCUGGUGGUGCCGCAGACUUGGACAAUAGAUUAAAUACAGGUGAUCUAAUUAUGUCCGUCGAUGGUGAAAGUGUGAUGAAUUCGUCACACCAUCACGUUGUCCAAUUGAUGAUAGCUGCUGCCCAAAAUGGUAGAGUCACUCUAGGAAUUCGUCGUCGUAUUAACGUUCAAGAACAUCUUCCAGAAAAUCUUCACACACCAUAUACUAGACAAAUGAAUCUCCAGUAUCCUUACGAUGUGACAGUCACUAGGAUGGAAAAUGAAGGUUUUGGUUUCGUUAUCAUUUCAUCAGUUAAUAAAGCUGGUUCCACGAUAGGUAGAAUAAUCGAAGGAUCGCCGGCGGAAAGAUGCGGCCGACUGAAUGUUGGGGAUCAUAUCCUUGCCGUUAAUCAUGUAGAUAUUACAAACGUUUGUCACAAAGAUAUUGUGAAUUUAAUUAAGGAUUCUGGUUAUUCCGUUACUUUGACUAUUGGUUAUCCGCUCGAUGAUUGCUGUAGCAAUACAUCUCUAUCUCAAAAGGAUGAACCAGCAUGUGAUGGAGAUGGAGGACAAUAUCAUGCUGUUGAAUUAACUCGUGGAACUAGAGGAUUUGGAUUCAGUAUUCGUGGUGGACGUGAGUUUCAAAAUAUGCCAUUAUUUGUAUUGCAAAUUGCUGAAAAUGGACCAGCAUCUAUUGAUAAUCGAUUAAGGGUUGGCGACCAAAUAAUUGAAAUAAACGGAAUUAAUACUAAAAAUAUGACUCAUACAGAAGCUAUUGAAAUCAUACGAAACGGUGGACCAUCUGUUCGACUUUUAGUCCGACGCGGUUGUCAAAUGCCUUCAGUGGUAGGUGCUCCUCCACAACUUUACGAUAUGAAUAUAUGAAAUUAACCAUCCUAAAUAACAAAAUAUUAAUACUGAAAGCAUUAACAGUAUUUAAUUUUGCAAGCGAUGAUACUAAUGCUAACGUCAUCCCUGUAUAACUUCUUUUGAUAUGUAAUUUUAUACGAAGCUUCAGAGUUAAAAAUUAAGUAUCAUAAUAUGAAAAAAAACACUUAAAGACAAUACGAAAAAGAAAAGAAUGAUUGCAGGAAGUUGUUUUAUUGCAGUGAGAGUUAGAUUAUACUGUAUUACAGUACUAUUAUAUGACAUUUGGUACAGCGAUAUCUGGUGCAAGCAGAAAACAGUGUGUUAUAUUGUAUAUUUUAUGGAGUUGGUUAUACAUAUAUGUAGGUAUGUAAUAACAGAUAUAUACUUUUUAUAGCUACAUAUAUAUAUGUCAAAAUCAAUUUCUACGACAUCCGUACAUCGUGCCGCUUUAAUAAUCGAUAAUAUUAUUUACGUGAAUUGCUUAAAUUACUAUACCUAUUGCAGUUCAUUAAUAUAAAUACGAAUAUUGAGGACAUGGUUGUUGACUCAUACGUAAAUGAUAUAUAUUAAUAUUAAUAUUAACUACAUAUUAAUUGUAACGUUUUGAUAAUUAAUGUAGAGAAGAUUUUAUAUAGCUUUAAGUUAAAGGGAGGAACGCCUGAAUGAUCUUUUUUUGCAGCUACGAAUUUAAUUUGUGGAAAAGUCCGAUUUAUAGGGAUGAUAUUUGCUCAUUCUAACAAAAUUGGACUGGUGCUAACUCCGGUUUUCAAAUGUAACUGGUAUUUAAAUUAUCUAAUUUCUGAAAAAGAAAAUUAAUUCAUCCUAACACGUGUGAUAGUUUGAGAGUAUUGUGCCUUGCGUGUGUUCCAUACUUAAUAACGAAAAAUUACUAAAGAGAAGCUUAAGCUUCUGAAUCAAUUAUAAAUUUUAUAUUCAACUUCGUUGUAGAGUAAUCUCACAAUCGACCAAAUAGAUAUUCAACCGAUUGUUGAGGGCACACCACGCAGGCAUUUAUUGAAAUUACACGAGUUGGGUGUGCACCCUAAAAGACGUCGGAAAAUACGAUUUUUCAUUUUACUCAACUGCUGUUCAUCAAAAAACAGAUACUUAUAAGUAAACUGUAGAUUUUAUGCAUUUAAAGAAAAAAUUGAAUAUAUAGAAAAUAAAAGAAUGCAUAUAAUGUGUAAAAAUUUGUAGAACAUCAAAAGACCAAUACUACACAUAAUUGUUUCGCGAUCUGAAUCAAGAUUUAAUUUCUUAACAUUGACACUACGUAAAUUUUAUUACACAAAAAUCCGCAGUCUACUUAUAGCUAAUAAGCAUUUAAUAUAAAAUGCAAUGACUACUUUAGUCGCAAUAAGCAAGUUCUUUACAAAAUCAAGUGCAAACCAUCACGGAAGAGAAUCUCCAACUUUUUUGUAUCGCUUAAUGAUUUUAUAUUUUUCAUAAAAUUGAAGUGUACUUUUGUACUAAAACUUGUUGUAUAAGCGUAAAUUAACGUAAAUUAAUGGAGUGCAAUCUAUUUGCGGUAGCAAAUAGUAUUUGAUACCCGUAACAUCUAUUUUAAUAUUAACAUAGGAACAGGAUUUUACAUACGAUCAAUUCUCGAUUGAAAAACAGACUGCAGACUGAGCAAUUUACAUAAAUAUUUGCAUAUUCCCUCUGAAAUAAAUAUACGUUAUUUUAGAGAAAAUACUACAUACAUACCC